Venturia canescens is the source of this 5946-nucleotide messenger RNA. RefSeq lists its product as uncharacterized. The record is from RefSeq and is a predicted model, not a curated record. Gene Ontology annotation, molecular function: zinc ion binding; metalloaminopeptidase activity; peptide binding. The coding region runs from base 85 to 5757 and encodes 1890 amino acids. The transcript has 24 exons. Gene Ontology annotation, cellular component: cytoplasm. Lineage: Eukaryota; Metazoa; Arthropoda; Insecta; Hymenoptera; Ichneumonidae. Gene Ontology annotation, biological process: peptide catabolic process; proteolysis.
AUGAACACGGACUCGUUGAGAUCGAGAAUCUUUGGUUUUUGUCGAAACAAUUGUGAAAAAACGACUCAUGUAUGCUAAGUGAAAAUGUUGACACAAAAAAUCGUUUUCGUUCUGCCUCUGCUGAUCGUGUUAACAGGGUCGAUUCCAGUUUUUGAAAAUGGUGCGAAUAACACGAACGAGACAUUGGAAACAAGGGAAGAGAUGAUGACGCGCUACCGUUUACCAAACAAUUCGGUUCCACGGCUCUACCGAAUAAAAAUAGAGCCAAACAUGGAAGACGAAACUUUAACUUGGGCUGGCGAAUCGAAUAUCGAUCUUGAAGUUUUGACAGUUACGAAAAUCAUCACGCUGCACGCCUAUGAAAAUCUUGUAAUUAAUGAAAAUUUCACAAACGUCGUAGUUUCUACUGGUGAAAAAUACGAACCUAUUGAACAUGUUCGUGACAGCGAAGUCGAGUUCUUGAAUAUUGUAUUCGAUCAAGACAUUCCGGUUGGAAAUCACACGCUCAACAUAAAGUAUCAUGGUACGGACCCUGAGGAAUUCACUGGUUUCUACAAGUCUGCUGCUUUUCCUUCUUUCUCUGUUGCAGCGACACAUUUCGAAGCGACGACUGCGCGUCGUGCAUUCCCCUGCUGGGACGAGCCAGGUUUGAAAGCACGGUAUCGAAUGUCCAUAAAGCACUAUCCAAAUUACACUGCAAUAUCAAAUAUGCCAGCGAUUGAGGCAAUCAAUACCGGAGAUGAAAAGAUCGUUACGAAAUUUGACACGACACCGGUAAUGUCCGUUUAUCUCUUGACAUUUGUCAUUUCUGACUACGAGAGUGUCUCCAAUGAAUUCGGAAAUAUCACUGUGUGGGCUGGUAAAACAGAUUUGGAUGCUUAUACGCACAUUUUAAAUACCAGCCAAAAAGUUGUUGAUUUCAUGGAGGAGUAUACAGGAUUGUCAUUUGGUUUUCCGAGAAUAGGAUCAGUUGUGAUACCGAUGUAUACAUCAUCGGCAACAGAACAUUGGGGUCUGGUUAGUUACAGCUCAAGAACUGUAAGGUUCGAUCCAUCGACUCAUACGACUGUAUCCCUGGAUCGCAUUAAUUUGUUGAUAGCACAUGAAUUAGCCCAUUCAUGGUUCGGCAACCGUGUAACACCAUUAUGGUGGGACGAUCUCUGGCUGAACGAAGCAUUCGCUUCGUAUUUCCAGUACAUCAUCAUGGCUGACAUUAAUAGAUACUCGGACGGAUUGGGACUUUUUGUCGUACGUAAUAACCAAGAAAUUGCAUUCUCUUUGGAUACGCUUGAACAUGAAAUUUACAUCAGAUGGAAGCCUGUCACAAACAGAGAAAUCAGAAAAUUGUUUGGACGAAUUACGUACCGAAAGGGUGCAGCAAUCGUGCACAUGUUUCACAGUGCUCUAACAACCGAAGUCUUUCAAUCAGGAAUUCGAAAAUACUUGAGCAAACAUUCCUAUCAAGCUGUUGAGGCAGAUAAUUUGAUGGCAGCAUUGCAAGAAGCUUACGAUGAGAAUAACAAUGGCAAAGCUCCUUUGAAUGUCAAAGAGACCAUGAUGACGUGGCUCAUGCAAACUGGCGGUCCCGUUCUCACUGUUACACGAAAUUACACCACUGGUGAUACGAAAGUAGAGCAGAGAAGUGUACUGGCCCAGGAUACAGCCAAAAAAUGGUGGAUACCCUUGAAUUAUGCGACGAUGUCGAAUCCGAAUUUUUCAUCAACUUCCCCAUCAAGAUGGAUGAGUGAUAAAGAGGAAAAUUUAACGAUCAAUGGAAUCGACAAAAAUGAUUGGGUCAUUUUCAAUAUUCAAGCUAGUGGCUACUAUCGUGUCUAUUACGAUGACGAAAAUUGGAAACGAAUAGUGGAGUACAUGAACACUGAAAAUUAUAAAAAUAUCCACGUAAUAAACCGGGCACAGCUCAUAAACGAUCUGUACACAUUUUCGCAACCAGAACCAUUCCGGAGUGGCAAACGGUUUUGGCAAUUGACGAAAUAUUUGUCGAGAGAAACCGAAUAUCUUCCUUGGUCUGCUGCGAUGAAUAUUUUCGAGGUUCUGGACCAGCCGUAUGGUACCGGAAUCCAAAGAACAUUCCAGAAAUACAUUUUGGGCUUGAUGAAUAACUUCAUAGAAAAAGUCGGAUACGAGACCAGGGACGAUGACGAUUACGUGACUAAAUUGUCGAAAAAAAAUAUAGUCGAACGGGCAUGCCUUUGGGGUCACGCUGGAUGUAGCUCAUAUUCAUCCCAAAGACUUUUAGAAUAUAUUGACAAGCCCCUGGAGAAUCGGAUCCAUACGGACAGUCAAACAGCAAUGAUUUGUGCUGGUCUCCGCGGGCUCAAUGAAACAACAGCAAAAUAUGUUAUAGACUCUGCUUUUGCGGACGAAACAUUGCUGAUGAAUCUUGGUUGCACGGAGAAUCACGAGAUCCACAGAAAUUAUUUAAACACGUUGAUGGAAAAUUCGACCGAAGAUUAUCUGCGCCGUGCCGCAUUUCGAAAUUUAUAUGCAGGAAGCGACGAAAAUUUUAAUUUUGUAAUCGACUUCUUCUUGGAAAAAUUUCCGACGAUGAUAAAAAAUGACACCAAAAAUUUUUGGGACAGUCCGAUUAGUUCAAUGAUAAUAGACGCGAUUCCGUUGAUCACGAGUCCAGCUCGCCUUGAGAAGUUUCAAAAAAUUCUUGAUCUCGAUAUUUUCGAUGAAAAUAAGGGAAUGUCGAGAAGCAAGUUGAUGAGUAGCGCUCAAAGAACGAUCGCCGAUGCGGAAGUAUUUGUGACGAACUUUCUACGGAUCUUCGACGAACAUUUGCUCCCCGACAACUUGCUACACGAUACGAAUAUUGAAACCGGAACAACCAAUUUAACGAUGAUUAAAAAAAUCAUCAAUUAUAAUCAAAUAAUGAAUAGCCCAAAACAACGAGGGUGUUUCACCUUGUUUCUAUUGCUUUUACUGAUGCAUACUGAAGGAUCAGCGGCUGCGGAUAACAAUAAGACCGAGAAAUACGAAACACCGCAAUAUAGUUUGUCGAACGUGUCAGUACCGAUAUCCUACGACAUUAAAUUGGUGCCCGAAAUAAUAGAGAAUAAUUUCACAUUCUACGGUGAAACGAUGAUAGUGGUAGCAAUCAAAGAACCAACGAGAAAUUUGACAAUGCACAGCAAGGAUCUACGCAUAGACGAGAAUUUCACGAGUCUAUUUGAUAGUGAUAAAAAGGAAUACAAACCAACAAAACACACGUACGAAAACACGACGGAUUUUCUUAUAAUUGAAUUCAACAAAUUGCUCGCUGCAGGAACUUACAAUCUCAAUUUCAAGUACGCUGGUAACAUGUCAAAAGUACCGGAAGGAAUUUUCAACAGUUCUUACACCGAUGAAAAGGGCGAUAAAGUCUGGUUGGUAGCCACGAAAUUUACGCAGUUACACGCACGUCGAGCUUUUCCUUGCUGGGACGAGCCGCAUUUCAAAGCGACGUUCGCCUUGUCCGUGAAGCAUGAUACCAAUUACACGGCCGUGUCGAAUAUGCCGGCCUCUAAAAAGCACGUCGAUUCCGACGGCAAACAGUGGACCACUUUUGCCACGACACCGAUCAUGUCGACUUAUCUUCUCGCUUUUGUCGUCUCUGAUUUUGACUGCCUUCGUGAUGAGAGUGAGAAAUUCAAUGUAUGUGGGAGGAAAGGUGUUUUACCGUACCUCAAACACUCAUGGGAUGUGAGUCAUCGGGCACUUGAACUCUUGGAAAAGUACAUGGAUCUUAAGUACAUUAUUCCAAAAAUGGACCAAUACGCGGUGCCUGAUGCUACAACCGGCGCUACAGAAAAUUGGGGACUCAUAAUAUACCGUGAAUCCUCAUUUGCCUACGAGCCAUUCCAACAGCCUGUUUCUGGUAAACUUUACGUGACUCAGACUGUAGUGCACGAAUUAGCCCAUCAGUGGAUCGGCAAUCUGGUGACGCCUGUAACAUGGAAGUAUUCCUGGAUCAUAGAGGGCUUGCCAACUUUCCUUCAGUAUUGUAUCGUCGACAUGCUGUUCCCUGACUGGAAGCAAAUGGACCUGUUCGUGACACGAAUUAUUCAGGAUACGACUUUCAAUUUUGAUGAGAGUAUUUAUUACAACGCUCUCGAGUGGAGCUCCGAAAAUCCAGCUGAUAUAAGAAAAAAAUUUUCACCACAAAUCUACAAUCGAGGUGCUGCCAUUUUUCACAUGAUGUCAAAUAUCUUGACCCAGUCUACAUUCAAAGCCGGAGUUGUCAAAUUCGUACACCAGAACCAAUACAAAUGUAUAACAUCGGAUGAUCUAUGGAACGCAAUGCAGACAGCACACAACGAAAAGGAAAAAGACUUGAGCAAAAUUCUAUCAAUAAAAGAAAUAAUGAAGGGAUGGGUCGAGCAACAGGGGUAUCCCGUCGUGAAUGUGACUAGAGAUUAUGAGACAGGAAAAGUCGUUAUUAGACAGGAAGGAAAUCUCGAAAAACAUAAAUCGAAUCGCUGGUGGAUACCGAUCAAUUUUGCUACCAAAUCGGAUUUAAAUUUCGACAGUCUGACACCUACUCAUUGGCUUAAGCCAGGAGACGAGAGCCUCGUUUUAGAAGGAAUCGAUAAAGAUGAUUGGAUCAUCGUCAACGUCCAACAAUCUGGAUAUUACCGCGUUAAUUACGAUACCCAAAAUUGGAAGCGAAUUGCCCAGUGGAUGAAUAAUGGAAGCUACGGAAAAAUUCCCGUUAGCAAUCGAGCUCAAUUGAUCAACGAUUUGUCGUACAUGGUAAAAACAAAACGUGAAAAUUAUACCACGUUUCUCGACCUCAUCAGAUAUCUCAUUCACGAAGACGAUUAUCAGCCCUGGCUCCCUACUUUUCGAGCAAUAAGAGAACUUCGUCGAAGCAUGUACGACGAGCAAGUUGACCAGGAAUUAAAGAAAUUCGUUCUUACACUCAUGGAAAAAGUGAUCAACAAAAUCGGCUUCGAAGAUCGAAGCAAAUAUGAGUGGAUGAAAAUCUACAAGCCUUACUACGAUAAACUGGACAAUAAGACAAAAAAAUUCGUACCGACGGAAAAAGCGCUUGAAAAGAUUUACAAGAGCGAGGACUUCCUCACGAGACGUUUCCGCCCAAAGUUUUUGUCUUUUGCUUGCAAUUUUGGUCAUAAAAAGUGCAAAGACUCCGCAAGUGCUCAAUUUCAGGCCAAUAUAGAAAACCCCACAGAAAAUCCGAUAUCACCAGAUCUAGUGGGCUGGGUCAACUGUUAUGGUGCUGACCGUUUCGAAGAUGAAUUGAUGAAAAGUAUCAACGGUUCUGAUACAAAAUAUGUGGGCUAUCUCGGUUGCUCUCAAAAUAAAACGGUUCUGCAGAAGUACGUGAACAAAGUUCUUCAUGGAGAAUUAAAUGCAACCAUCAGACAAGCUCAAAUUGCGAUCGGAUAUCUUUGUGAGGAUGGAGCAGAGAACUUUGAUCGAGCUCUCAACUAUUUUAUCGAAAAUUUUGACAUAAUUUAUAAGCAUUUCGCCAAAGAGCCAUCAGAUCAAAAAGCAUCGUCAGCUGUCAGCAAUCCAGCAUUAUCAAUCCUGCACGAUUACAUCUGGAAAACCCGGACGCAUGAACAAAUGAAAAAGAUAGGAGAUUUCAUGGCGAAGGAAAAAUCUCGCAUACCUGCACGGAUUGAAGACUCUAUUACGGAGCAAACAAAAAAAAUUCAAUGGAGCGAGGAAAACGCUCCAAUAUUGGGAGAAUGGCUUCACGAUUAUUCCUUAAAUAAAUCGGAAUAGCCUCGCCUUGAGAGAUAGAAAAAAAUUUAUGUGAUUUCAAGAUUAUGGAGAUGAUAUUUAGCCUGACCAGUUGUGAAAUUUAAAGAGCUGUCAAUAAAUAUUCAAGAACGUUUAAUUGGAGAAUUUCUGCCACCAAAAUGACUGGAGCAAGUGUAAAAAACCAACUGAAAAAUAAACGUUUCACAACAA